GCAGCCGCAGUGGCGUGGCAGCGGUGCGCUGAGGUGGACUUCUUUCCUUUAUUCAGUGUGACAGAAGUAGCUACAGCUCAGGGACAAUUCAGAGUCUCCCAGUUAACCUUCCUGCCACCAAGAUGAUCCGGAUAGCCGCCUUCUUCGCUCUGCUGGUGGUCGCCUGCUCGGGAGAGAGCUGCACAAACCCAGUGAUCACUCCGUCGGCCUACACUACUUCUGACGCCGUCAUCUCCUCCGAGUCCGUCUUCAUCGUUGAACUCAGUCUGACCUGUGCAAACGGAGCUCAGAGUGUUACACUGUAUGCUGAUGUGAAUGGCAGACAAUUCCCUGUGACUAGAGGGCAGGAUGUUGGAAAGUACCAGGUUUCCUGGAGCCUUCCUCAUAAACAGGCCAGCUCUGGAACAUAUCAGGUCAAAUUCUUUGAUGAAGAGUCGUACAGCGCCCUGAGGAAGGCCCAAAGAAAUAAUGAAGAUGUAAAUGCCAUUCAGCCUCUUUUCUCAGUCAACAUUGACCAUAGAGGCGCAUGGAAUGGCCCAUGGGUGUCUACUGAGGUGGUGGCUGCCCUUGUUGGCAUCCUGGUCUACUACAUGGCCUUUAGUGCAAAGAACACCAUCCAGGCCUAAACAGAUCCGCGGUCACAUUAACCACUAGGUUAAAGACUGAACUCUGGUGGAGAUCAAACGAUGCUCCAAACCAGCAGGACGUUGCUACUCAAUCAGCUUUGGAACGAGGAGCAAGAGUAGAAGUCCUAGUACCUUUUGUUUUAUUCAGACUAUGUCUGUAUGCAAACAGUCUUUUCCCACAAGUUUGUUUUCUGUAUGGAUGGAAUUUUGUCAUUAUUUUUGAUAAACAUGGACACAGAACUAAUUAAACAAAACAAAUUUCCUAACAGAUUAUUCAGUUCUGUUUUAAAAGCAGUUGCUAAACCUAAAUCAUUGUGGGGCUGUCUAACAGAGACAUCUCAAGCCUUUAGUGCUACUGUGCAGUGGAUGCUUUUUACAGUAAAACAAAUAAAUGGCUUGUUUUUCUUUUA
Betta splendens (Siamese fighting fish) is the source of this 1036-nucleotide messenger RNA. RefSeq names its product signal sequence receptor, delta (gene ssr4). Gene Ontology annotation, cellular component: endoplasmic reticulum; endomembrane system; membrane. The coding region runs from base 123 to 626 and encodes 167 amino acids. The transcript has 6 exons. Lineage: Eukaryota; Metazoa; Chordata; Actinopteri; Anabantiformes; Osphronemidae. The record is from RefSeq and is a predicted model, not a curated record.